AUGGACGACGUUCACAUGGCACAUGUCCUCAAUUCCCUAUGGUUCGGACUCUUCCCUCAGUUAUCGGAGCUGAUGCAGAAGGACUUCUCGUGGAUGAAGGUACGUGAUAAAAUCCAUUGCCUUGAGGGACAUUACCAUGAAUUCCUUCGCUACAUGACCACACCGGGAGUCGACGUUCAUGAUGACGGGUCUUUGUGUGUGCAACUGUGGAACUUACGGGGGGUUGCACAAGUGGACAUCGAGAGCAACCCAGGUCAGAGUUUGCAGAACCCAAUUUUAAUGGAUGUCAUGGAAGAUGAUUUUGAAGUGGAGGAGCAGGUUCACGGCCCAAUCGAGGAAGAUGAAGUUCCUAUGGGACCGAAUGAUAUGGAUGACGAUCACGAAUUAGGGGAGAAUGAGUCGGAUGUGGACUCAUGCGUGGACUCCAACUGA
Striga asiatica is the source of this 432-nucleotide messenger RNA. Lineage: Eukaryota; Viridiplantae; Streptophyta; Magnoliopsida; Lamiales; Orobanchaceae. The record is from the annotation of a GenBank genome assembly.